Messenger RNA from Peromyscus leucopus (white-footed mouse), 669 nucleotides. Its product is annotated as TBC1 domain family member 30-like. The coding region runs from base 1 to 669 and encodes 222 amino acids. NCBI's taxonomy places the organism in Eukaryota, Metazoa, Chordata, Mammalia, Rodentia, Cricetidae. The transcript has 3 exons. The record is from RefSeq and is a predicted model, not a curated record.
AUGGAGGUCCUUCCCGCGGGUGGGACGCGGGACCCGCUGCGAGCCGAGGAGGAGGAGGAGGAGGUGGCGGCGGUGGUGGCGGGGCACCCGGCGGCCGAGGGCGACGAGGAGCCGCAGCCCCCCGGCCGCACGAGCCGCACGGCGUCCCUGGUGAGCGGGCUGCUCACCGAGCUCUACAGCUGCACCGAGGAGGAGGAGGUGGCCGCAGCCGGCGGGGACCGUGCGUGCCGGGGCCGCCCCCCGCGCAGCGACAGCCUGGAUAGCUCCACCGAGACCUCGGGUUCCGACGUCUUCCUGGGCGGCCGCGGCGGCGUGGACGACUCCCGGGUGCUGCAGGAGCUGCGGCAGCGGCCGAGCCUGCGGCUGCAGAUGCAGUACCUGCGGCAGAAAGACUCCAGCGAGCUGAAGACAAUCCUUCGAGAGCUGAAGUACAGGAUUGGCAUCCAGUCGGCGAAGUUACUCCGGCAGCUGAAGCAGAAAGACCGACUCCUGCAUAAGGUUCAGAAGAACUGCGACGUUGUGACAGCCUGCCUGCAGGCUGUGUCGCAGAAGAGAAGAGAGUCAACGAUUGGCCUGACCCAUCAGAUCCGCACACCGCCUGCUCUGAAAUCCAAGAAGGGCAAAGCAUUUGGACAAGUGAAACCUGCGUCUUGCGUUGCCGGCUUUUAA